ACUAGACAUGUGACGUCCUUGCGCAGAGUCCUUGUGCAGAGUUUGGUCUUGAGUAGUUUAUGAAAACUGUUACUUUUGUUGCGCUGGCGUGGAACAUUUCCGACUGACAUGUUUCUGUACCUCCUUGGACUGGUGGUGUUUUACUACUUGUACCGCUGGUUCCGGGAGAUCCCCAGAGUCCCAGACAAAGGAGACAAAUAUGUCUACAUCACGGGGUGUGACUCUGGUUUCGGCAACCUACUGGCCAGACAUCUGGACGAGCUGGGUUUCUGUGUGAUCGCAUCCUGCUUCACAGAGAAGGGAGAGGAAGAUCUGAGGAAGGCCUGUUCAGGCAGAUUCACCACCCUCCACCUGGAUGUCAAAAAGAACGAGAGCGUCGACAAAGCAGCUGCUUUGAUUAAAGACAAAGUUGGGGCUAGGGGCCUGUGGGCUGUGGUGAACAACGCAGGCGUGGCCAUGCCCUCGGCCCCAUGUGAUUGGCUGACCAUUGAUGACUACAAGUCCAUGCUGGACGUGAACCUGAACGGGGUCAUCGCAGUCACCCUGAGUGUGCUGCCCCUCAUCAAGAAGGCCAGGGGUCGCGUGGUCAACGUAGCCAGUGUGUUCGGCAGGAUCAGUCCAGGUGGAGGACCUUACACUGUGUCUAAGUUUGGAGUCGAGGCCUUCAAUGACAGUCUCAGGAGAAACAUGGUACCUUUCGGAGUCAAAGUCCUCUGCAUUGAGCCAGGCUUUUUCAAGACCACCAUGACCGACUGGAUAGUCCUGGGGAAAAGCUUCAAGCAGCUGUGGGAGAAGAUGCCACAAGAAGUCAGAGAUGAUUAUGGACAUGAUUAUUUGGACAAGGUGGAGGUGAGGAUGAGGGAGAAGCUUGACAAGAUGUCCGACGCCGACCUGAUGAAGGUGGUGAGCUGUAUGGAGCACGCUGUCGCUGCAGUCCGUCCUCGCACCCGUUACUCGCCAGGGUGGGACGCCAAGUUCUUCUGGAUCCCGAUGUCCUACAUGCCAACCAGGUUCGUUGACUGGCUACUGCUCAAGAAAGCCAUCAUUCCAGCCAAGGCUGUCUACUAAGGCUGACGUAAGAUUGCCAGUGUUUAUAUACUGUCAGAACAAAUACUUUAUUGUGCUGUGCUACUGCUUGUCUUCAAUGUAUAAAACACUUUUUGUAUCCUACGGUGUGCAGGCUGAAAUACAGUAUGAUGUAAGCUUUGCUACAGACAUGGUUUAAUCUCUGACAAAUAAAUACAUUCCAAAAUUGCUAUUUGGUA
Oncorhynchus nerka (sockeye salmon) is the source of this 1265-nucleotide messenger RNA. Its product is annotated as retinol dehydrogenase 7-like. The transcript is spliced from 5 exons. Gene Ontology annotation, cellular component: intracellular membrane-bounded organelle. Gene Ontology annotation, biological process: steroid metabolic process; retinol metabolic process. Lineage: Eukaryota; Metazoa; Chordata; Actinopteri; Salmoniformes; Salmonidae. Gene Ontology annotation, molecular function: all-trans-retinol dehydrogenase (NAD+) activity. Bases 109 to 1068 code for a protein of 319 amino acids. The record is from RefSeq and is a predicted model, not a curated record.